AGGCCGACUCUCCCAUGUGCUCUGGAGCCUCUCCGAUGCUGGCUGUGAUCGGGGAAUCCGGAUCUGCUCAGUCCAUCGUGGUUUCCAGACUCCUGCAACCAUUCAGGAUCCCUAUGAUCAGCUACUUCUCAUCAUGCGCCUGCUUCACCGACAGAAGAAUGUAUCCCACAUUUUUCAGAGUAAUUCCUAAUGAUGACUACCAGGUGAAGGCCAUUGCUCAACUCCUGCAGCACUUCAACUGGACUUGGGUCGGGCUUAUUCGAGGAGACCAUGAAUACGGGCGUUUUGCGGUGCAAGGUUUACUGAGGGAGUUGCAGGGCAGCAGUGUGUGUGUAGCUUACCAAGAAAUGAUCCCCCUACUCUACAACACACAGCGGGCCCUGGAGAUUAUGCAGGUCAUGCGGCGCUCUUUGGCAAAAGUAGUGGUGGUAUUCUCAGCCGAAGGGGAAAUGACGCCGUUCCUCAGGGACUACAUGAAGCAGAACAUCACCGGAAUCCAGUGGGUGGCGAGUGAAGCCUGGGUCACGGCGUCUGUCUUUACAGGAAGGGAGUUUUACCCCUACCUGGGGGGCACCAUUGGCUUUGGCAUCAGAAAAGGUCCCAUUGCUCAACUCAGCGACUACCUGCAGACAGUCAACCCUCAGCGAUAUCCCAACAAUGUUCUGGUGGGCGAGCUGUGGGAGGCUCUGUAUGGCUGCAGCCCUUUUCCGUCCUCUGCCAACCAUUUCCCAGUUUGUUCAGGGCAAGAGGUGCUGCUGAACCAGCACUCAGCCUACAUGAACACAUCCAGCCCCAGGGUGGCCUACAAUGUCUACAAGGCUGUGUACGCAGUCGCUCAUUCACUGCACAACCUCCUUCUUUGUCAACCAGGCAACGGGCCGUUUGAAAACGAUUCGUGUGCUCAAAGCGGCAAGAUACUCCCCUGGCAGCUUCAGUACUACCUGCAAGAAGUGAAGUUCAACAUGGCCGGGGAGGAGGUCAAUUUUGACCUGAAGGGCGACUCGGUGCCAUACUAUGACAUUAUCAACUGGCAGAGAGGCACGGCUGGAAGUAUUGAGUUUGUCAACGUGGGGUUGUUCGACGGGACUAAGCCUGAUGGAGAGGAGCUGGUGAUCCAGGAGGAAAGAAUAAUGUGGGCAGGUCAUCAGAGUGAGGUGCCAGGGUCUGUGUGCAGUCCCAGCUGCCCUCCAGGCUCCAGGAAAGCUGUCCGUCGUGGGGAGCCUGUAUGCUGCUUUGACUGUGUACCAUGUGACAGCGACUCAGUAGAAUGCAUAUUUUGUCCUGAGGACUUCUGGUCCAACCAAGACAGAACAAGCUGCAUCCCCAAGAAGGUGGAGUUUUUGGCCUACGAUGCCUUGGGCAUACCCCUGACUGUCAUUUCAGUAGUGGGCGCCUCUCUCACUAUCGGUGUUUUUGUCGUGUUUUUCUACCACAGAAGCACGGCAGUCGUGCGAGUGAACAACUCAGAACUCAGCUUUUUCAUCCUGUUCGCUCUCACACUUUGCUUCCUGUGUUCUCUUGUUUUCAUCGGAGAGCCCACCGUUUGGUCCUGCAUGCUCCGUCACACUGCCUUUAGCAUCACGUUUUCACUCUGCAUCUCCUGCAUCCUGGGAAAGACUCUGGUUGUUUUGGCUGCAUUCACGGCCACCAGGCCGGGGGACAACAUCAUGAAGUGGUUGGGGCCCAAGCAGCAGCGAGCCAUUAUUUUCAGCUGCACUCUCGUCCAGGUGGUGAUCUGUGCCGCCUGGCUAAUUGACGCCCCACCUUAUCCAAUUCGAAACACCAAAUACGAAAGCUCAAAGAUCAUACUGGAGUGCAGCGUUGGGUCGAGUCUUGCAUUCUGGUGCGUUUUAGGAUACAUUGGCCUCCAGGCGUGUCUCUGCUUUGUCCUGGCAUUCCUGGCUCGAAAGUUGCCCGGAAACUUCAACGAGGCAAAGUACAUCACCUUUAGUAUGCUGAUCUUCUCCGCUGUGUGGCUCGCUUUCGUCCCUGCUUACGUGAGCGCCCCCGGAAACUAUGCAGGCGCAGUUGAGUCCUUCGCCAUUUUGGCCUCCAGCUUUGGGUUAUUGUUUUGUCUGUUUGCCCCAAAAUGUUACAUUAUUUUGCUAAAGCCAGAGAAAAAUACAAAGCAGCACCUCAUGGGUAAAGAAAAACGAUAA
Messenger RNA from Gambusia affinis (western mosquitofish), 2159 nucleotides. RefSeq names its product extracellular calcium-sensing receptor-like. Gene Ontology annotation, biological process: G protein-coupled receptor signaling pathway. Lineage: Eukaryota; Metazoa; Chordata; Actinopteri; Cyprinodontiformes; Poeciliidae. Gene Ontology annotation, molecular function: G protein-coupled receptor activity. The coding region runs from base 15 to 2159 and encodes 714 amino acids. The record is from RefSeq and is a predicted model, not a curated record. The transcript is spliced from 7 exons. Gene Ontology annotation, cellular component: membrane.